AUGGAAGCUUUGAAGGCUCAAUUGGCACACUUAAGCAUAGCCCAUGACUUAGUGGAUGUAACUGCUGAGUUUCGAGAGCUGGCGCGCGGCAUGAAGCCCGAAAGCGUCAUAAAAGCUCCGUCGUUCGAUCUGUUUGAAGGAACGCACUCUUUGGAGAUUGACAACGUAAAACUCGACUCCAGUUUACUAGUUUUAACGCACAAUGAAGAGGGUUUUGACUGCACGGCUACACAUGGUGACACAGAAGAGGAGAAAGCCGAGUUUGUCACCGCCGUUGUCGACCGUCUGUGCAGGUCCAUCGUGCUGUGGCUCAACGAAUUUCAAACACUGCCCACAACGUUGCUCAGUUGCCGGUAUGUGGAACAGAUGAUGUGCCGCUUCACUGAGGAUCCAUGCAGCGACUUCAGCACGUACAUGUUGGAAACGGGCCAUGACCUGUUCGACCAAGUGUUGUCUAGCUGCGUGAUCGGGACAUGCUACUUCGUGAAGCUAGUGCAAAAGCUGUUCAGGGCAGGCGUGGUUUUCGAAGAGGAAGACCUCAACUGCAACACCAUGGGACUCAACAUGCUUUCCAAUGUCCAACUCGAAACAGUCGUGGCACAUCUCGAUCUCAGCCAGCAACUAGUAAAGAAGUCGUAUCCGAACAGCCGGCAGCUAGCUCUUCUUGUUGACUUACUGACCCAAUUGGUCGAGCUUCAUAAGUUUUUGCCUACGGCUGAUGAAAUCUCCGCUCCCUUGGACCUACAGCCUCUCCAUACACUAACCAGCUGCGCAGAGCAGCUGCAGACUUUUGAGAUAAACAGCAACGAAAUAUACAGGGGAGCAUUUUCGGCGGGGAUUCAAAAACGACUAUCCAAUCAAUUUCCACCUCGAGAUAUUGUGAGCCCCAGAGGAUCUGAAUAUAAGGGAUUCAUCGAAAUGGCGCGAGAUUUAUUGCUAGUGAUUUCUGUCGAAAAGGCUAGAACAAUAACGGAAAUUGCACAGUUCUCUCGAUUCUUUAACAGAACCAAACAGCGGCACGUUUUAGCUCGAGCUUUUUUCCCACUAUAUUUGAUGAGAGACGACCAAACGGUUUUGAACCAAUAUACCUUUAACGACUUUUCGCUUCUGCAUUUAACUGAAUUCUCAUUUUGCAGCACUUCCCUCUCAAAAGCAUUAGAUCAGGAGCCAGACGAAUCAAUUUUGAGACAGAAAUUUGAGGAUUUCUUACAAGAAAUCUCCAGUAUCCUAUUCGAAUGGUAUCAGACGACAUCACAAAAUCACUGUAGGUAUAGACAAGGCUACAACCGCCAAUUGCUAUUAUGGGAUUCCUUGCAAGCUCAAAUCGAGACAUAUGAGCUAGAAUUGGAAGGUCAAGGCGUGAGAGACGAACUCGACAAGGAAAAUUCCUUUAUGCCCCUCACAACAUGGGUAUUUUACAUGAAAUUACGCGCAAUGUCGGACUUUGUCCUAAAAGGUUUCGAACUCGACAUCUACAAGCCAUGGGAAUUCUUCUCAAUGUUUUGGUACAAUUACUACUUGAGUCAGCAUCUAGAGAAUAAUUUAAACAGAGUCUCAAAAUCGCUAGACGCGAAGAUGAACUCUAUUUCGAGCCUCAAUAAGAAGCUCAAAAAGUUGAAAGCAGGCGAGAAAAAAGAGAAGCUAAGAGAAGCUUACCGCUCUCUAAUGGGUUCAGAAAUGCCGGUCCUGACAAAAGCGAAAGACUUUGUGGAGUACAGUUCUUUAGACUGCAUUGUGAUGAAGAAUCUUUCUCUGGUUGAAGUAUGCCAGUUUGCGAUCUUAAAGUCUUGUGGAUUGAUAGAUAGUAAAGGUCCGAUAAGCGCGGCAUUCAGUUCGCCGGAAUGGGUGCAUAGACUUCGCUUCAAAACGUUUGCAUCCAUAGGAGUGCCCGAACUGCCGUCGUAUACGCUAUUCCAGCAGUCUUUACAAGAGUUUUUGAUUGCUGAGCCGAUGUUUGGAAGCAAAUUAACACGGUCUAUCAAUUUUAUGCUCGAAGAGCUUGAGAAAGUGAAGGAGUUCUUGACCUCAAUAAUGCAAGAUAUAAAGACGGAAGGUGAUGCAGCAGCAGCGACACAAUUGGUGCUCAAUGAAUCACUUGAUUACUACCAUGGUCUUUACCGCUCCGCUGAGGCCUUGAUGAUAAACGCCCGGACACUGCGGACCAAAGUGGGAGGUGGCGCUCCAAGAAAGGAACUGGUCGAAAAAUACACGGUGGAGGUUUCUCGUCCGCAAGGCGGCAGUCCCUAUUUCCCGGUUUUGAUCCUAAAGACAAAAUCAACGUAG
Messenger RNA from Lachancea meyersii CBS 8951, 2283 nucleotides. NCBI's taxonomy places the organism in Eukaryota, Fungi, Ascomycota, Saccharomycetes, Saccharomycetales, Saccharomycetaceae. The record is from the annotation of a GenBank genome assembly.